This is a messenger RNA of Pungitius pungitius (ninespine stickleback), 1097 nucleotides long. RefSeq names its product lysophosphatidic acid receptor 5-like. Bases 1 to 987 code for a protein of 328 amino acids. The transcript has a single exon. Lineage: Eukaryota; Metazoa; Chordata; Actinopteri; Perciformes; Gasterosteidae. Gene Ontology annotation, biological process: G protein-coupled receptor signaling pathway. Gene Ontology annotation, cellular component: plasma membrane. The record is from RefSeq and is a predicted model, not a curated record. Gene Ontology annotation, molecular function: G protein-coupled receptor activity.
AUGCCGUCCUUCUUCCUGGCGGUGAUGAUCCUUGGGCUUCCCCUCAACCUGCUCUCCCUCUCGGUUUUCUUCCACCGGCUGCGCUGGACCCGCAGCACGACGUUCCUCUUCAACCUGACCCUGGCCGACACCUCGUGGCUGCUGGCCUUGCCUUACCUCAUCAACUACCACCUGGACCGGCUGUACUGGAAGCUGGGGCUGCCGCUGUGCAUGGCCGUGAGGAUGUUCUACCACAACUACUUCUACCUCAGCAUCUUCUUUGUCACGUGCGUUAGCGUGGACCGGUACCUGGCCAUCGUGCACCCUCUGCGCUCCAUGGUGCUGCUGGGCCGGAGACAGACCAGCCUGCUGUGCGUGGCGGUGUGGGCGGCCUCGCUGAUCCUCAGCGCGCCCGUCGUGGGCAUGAGUCGGAUCCAGACCUGCCCCGGGAGCAACCGCACCGUGUGCCCCCUGUACAUGCUGCUGAGUGAGACCGGCGAGAGCCUCCCUUACUCCCUCCUCUGUUCCACAGUGGGCUUCCUCCUCCCGCUGCUCGCCAUCAGCUACUGCGGCCUGCGCAGCGUCAGCGAGCUGAGUCGGCGGCCGUGCUGCCGCGACCCGCUGGGCAAGAAGCGGCGGCGGCUGCGGCGGGUGCUGAGCGCGGCGCUGGUUUUCUUCGCAGUGUUCUACCUGCCCUACCACCUGAGCCGUAACGCGGCCAUCGUGAUGCGGGCGGUCUACCCCCGCAGCCCCGCCUCCUGGCGGCGCGCAGACUCGGCCAUCGCCCUGGAGAUGGCCUUUUGCAGCCUCAUCACCUGCGUGAACCCUCUGUUCAGCUGCUUCAUUGGCCGCCAGUUCAGGAAGGAGUUUUGGGGCGCUUUUGCCGGGCUGGUUUCACGGUGCCCGUGCACGCAGGUGGCCUCAAUGAGUUCCAAACGGACCCGGAUGACGGGGAGGAAAAGGCCGCGGAUGUCUGCUGUCGCACCUGCGUGCGCACCUGGAUCCUGAUGAGCUGUGAAGAUAGCUCGAUAACGUUCUUUGAAAACUACACGGACAACCUCUCCAUGUCCUUUGUGUAAUCACCUGUUUUUAUUUGAAUGGAAAAAUAUAAUAAAUAC